Symbiodinium sp. CCMP2592 is the source of this 984-nucleotide messenger RNA. The record is from the annotation of a GenBank genome assembly. Lineage: Eukaryota; Dinophyceae; Suessiales; Symbiodiniaceae.
AUGGCGGCUGUGCCGCUGCUGAUGAUGACGAUGCUGACGGCGGCAGCAGUGAGUUCUCGAGUCGCCAUGGUGCUGAUGGUGACAAAUCCAGAUGAGGUGAUCACGAAGCUCAUGUCCCAGCCCCUCUUUACCGGCGAGUUGCGCAGCAGGAUCAUCCAUCGACUCCGGGGAUCGCUUUUUAACCUUGUGAGAGACAAGCACGGGUGCUGGAUCGUCCAGCAAGGUCUUCAGAGUGGAGGCUUGGAGUUCGUGGAGGCUCUUGUGGUGGAGCUUCGCGGCCGCGUGCUCACCUGCUCUCGCCACAUGUACGGCAACUUCGUGUUGCAAAGGUGCAUCGAGGUUUUCCCCGCGAAAGCGGUGCAUCCCAUGCUUGGAGAGCUGGUGGGCAACGCGGUGGCGGCCUCGCUCAACCUCUAUUCCGGGCGCGUGCUUCAGCGCACCAUGGAGCAUUGCAACCAUGAGAACGAGCACAUGAAGCAGAUCCUGGAUUCCUUGCUGGAGUCGGAGGCUUUGGGAAGGCUCGUGACCAGUGCCCAUGGGCACAACGUGCUCCGCUCCAUGCUCCUCCGUGCCAGCGCACCCCGUGUACAGAGCCUCGUCGCCUUCUUCUUGGAAGGUGACCUUCUGAGCUGUGCCCGGAAUCGACAUGCCAGCCUCGUCCUCGAGAGCUGCCUGGAGGCCCUGUGCCGGCCGGACCUGGCAGAGCCCUUGCGGCCGGACAGGGGUGCCCUGGUAGAGCGCAUCUUGGGCUCGGAGGGCGAGGAUGAUCCGCUCUUCGUCAAGGUGGCUUUGGACCGCUUCGGCAAUUACGUGUGCCAGCGCGUCAUCGUCAUCUCUCAGGGAGCUGAGGCCCAGAGGGUUCUUAGCUUGAUUGCUCUAAUGGGCCCCAAGCUUCGCCGCACCACAAACGGCCGCCACAUCCUGCAAGCGGCUCGAUCGAAGUUUGGCCCGCUCGAGAACAAGAGCAAAGAGAGCAAAGCCUGA